This is a messenger RNA of Ruditapes philippinarum (Manila clam), 693 nucleotides long. RefSeq lists its product as uncharacterized. The record is from RefSeq and is a predicted model, not a curated record. Lineage: Eukaryota; Metazoa; Mollusca; Bivalvia; Venerida; Veneridae.
AAGAAAUCCACAACUGAAAUGGCAACAACGCUUGUGGUAAAGAGGGAUGACACAAGGGGGUUAAAAUUGUACUACCUUAUUAUCGAAGGAGGUGGUCUAGUCUUAAGAUGUGUUCUAGACAGAAAAUUCUCCACGGAAGCUAGAUCGAUAAUCGAUCCGGACAUUAAAUUAGAACUACAAAAGUUGAAGUUGAGAGGUAUUUUAAAGGAAUCGCAAUUAGAAAAGAUUUACCCAAGCUCAGGUGCAUUAUCAUCAUCUGAAGAUUAUGAUAUGACUCUUCUAGUUGCUUUACUCAGGGCUAUAUUUUGUGACAGGAAUUAUACAGGAUGGUUUGAAGGCAAUGAACCUGCUGUCAACGAUCAUUCUGAUGAAGCUGAAAUAGUGCGCAUCAGAAACCUAAGAAAUACAAUUAUACAUAAGGCGAAAACUGGACUGACUGAAACUGUAUUUCGGAAACUUUGGCAAGACGUAACUGAGGUAUUGGUGCGGUUUGGAUCAAGGGACAUUCCAGAUCUAAAAUCCAAGUUGGACAAACUCGAAUCAGAUACAAUAGACAAAGAACUUGAAAAUGCUAUUCUUAACAAUUUGAAUCAAUGGAUUGAGAUGGAGAAAACUUUGGAAGGGUUUGUGGUUCAAACAAUAAAAGAGCACAGUCCAAAAGGUAAGGUUAUGUGUUGAUUACGCUACAAUGUU